Messenger RNA from Pogoniulus pusillus (Red-fronted tinkerbird), 1129 nucleotides. Its product is annotated as chromodomain-helicase-DNA-binding protein 3-like. NCBI's taxonomy places the organism in Eukaryota, Metazoa, Chordata, Aves, Piciformes, Lybiidae. The transcript is spliced from 7 exons. Gene Ontology annotation, molecular function: ATP binding; histone binding; DNA binding. The record is from RefSeq and is a predicted model, not a curated record. The coding region runs from base 56 to 1078 and encodes 340 amino acids. Gene Ontology annotation, biological process: negative regulation of transcription by RNA polymerase II; chromatin remodeling. Gene Ontology annotation, cellular component: chromatin; nucleus.
GAGGGCACAGUGGGCACGGUGGGCACCAGGACCCUGUGCCCCCAGGGAGGUGUUCAUGGGGGAGGACCCAGCCCAGCCUCGGCGCUACAAGAAGAAGAAGAAGGAAGGCCCUGGGGAGGGGGCUCCUGACUCCCCCACCAACGACCCCACGGUGAAGUACGAGACUCAGCCGCGGUUCAUCACGGCCACGGGGGGCACCCUGCACCUGUACCAGCUGGAGGGCCUGAACUGGCUGCGCUUCAGCUGGGCACAGAGCACCGACACCAUCCUGGCCGACGAGAUGGGGCUGGGCAAGACCAUCCAGACCAUCGUCUUCCUCUACUCCCUCUACAAGGAGGGGCACACCAAGGGCCCGUUCCUGGUCUCUGCUCCCCUCUCCACCAUCAUCAACUGGGAGCGCGAGUUCCAGAUGUGGGCUCCUGCCUUCUACGUGGUCACCUACACGGGGGACAAGGACAGCAGAGCCAUCAUCCGCGAGAACGAGUUCUCCUUCGACGACAGUGCCAUCAAGGGUGGCAAGAAAGCCUUCAAGAUGAAGAGGGAGGCCCAGGUGAAGUUCCAUGUCCUGCUGACCUCCUACGAGCUGAUCACCAUCGACCAGGCGGCGCUGGGCUCCAUCCGCUGGGCAUGCCUGGUGGUGGACGAGGCCCACAGGCUCAAGAACAACCAGUCCAAGUUCUUCCGGGUGCUGAACGGGUACAAGAUCGAGCACAAGCUGCUGCUGACUGGCACCCCCCUGCAGAACAACCUGGAGGAGCUCUUCCACCUGCUCAACUUCCUCACCCCUGAGCGCUUCAAGUCAGUGCCCACAGUGCCCCCUGUGCCACCCUGUGCCACCCUGCAGAACAACCUGGAGGAGCUCUUCCACCUGCUCAACUUCCUCACCCCUGAGCGCUUCAACAACCUGGAAGGCUUCCUGGAGGAGUUUGCAGACAUCUCCAAGGAGGACCAGAUCAAGAAGCUGCACGACCUGCUGGGCCCCCACAUGCUGCGGCGCCUCAAGGCUGAUGUCUUCAAGAACAUGCCCGCCAAGACCGAGCUCAUCGUCAGGGUGGAGCUCAGCCCCAUGCAGAAGUAGGCACAGGGCCCCCUGGUGGGCAUGGGCAGGGCUGGGGGGGGCUGCUUGGGU